Molecule: messenger RNA, 1974 nt
Organism: Exophiala xenobiotica
Lineage: Eukaryota; Fungi; Ascomycota; Eurotiomycetes; Chaetothyriales; Herpotrichiellaceae
Exons: 1
Coding region: 1-1974 (657 amino acids)
Source: RefSeq, a predicted model, not a curated record
AUGGCCUCCAUAUCAGAAACACCCAAAAUCGCAAAUCCUUCGGACUAUCUGGAACGUGUCUAUGCCGGCGUGCUGGGAAAGCUUAUCGGUGUGUAUCUCGGCCGACCUUUCGAAGGAUGGUCACAUCAACAGAUCAUGAAAGAGCUUGGUCCGAUACAGUACUAUGUGCACGACAAGCUCGACGUGCCGCUCGUGGUCACGGACGACGACGUCUCAGGCACCUUCAUGUUCGUCCGGGCACUGGAAGAGCACGGCGUCAACUCGAAUCUCACGUCUGAGGACAUUGGCAAAACCUGGCUCAACAAUGUCAUUGAAAGGCGCACAAUAUUUUGGUGGGGAGGCAACGGCAUCUCGACAGAACAUACGGCAUAUCUCAAUCUGAAGCGUGGCGUCCCGGCACCUAGAAGCGGUUCGAUACAACAAAACGGCAAGACCGUGGCCGAGCAGAUCGGAGCACAGAUCUUCAUUGACGGAUGGGCGAUGGUAGCUCCCGGCAGUCCUGCUCUUGCUGCAAAGUUGGCGAAAGCGGCUGGAUCGGUCAGUCACGACGGCGAGUCGGUGUACGCUGCGAUGCUGUGGGCUGCGAUGGAAGCAGAAGCUUUCUUAUCAGAUGAUCGAGAUCAUUUGCUCGAAACGGGAUUGUCAUUCAUCCCCAGUAACUCUCUUAUUGCAACGUUGAUCUCGGACAUUCGAGAUUGGGCCAAACAGGACGGCGACUGGUUGAAGACACGGCAGAGGAUUGAAGACAAAUACGGCUAUGACAAGUUUUGUGGGAUGUGCCAUGUGGUGCCGAAUCAUGGAAUCAUGAUCAUGACGUUUCUUUAUGCCAAAGAUUUUCACGAUGCUAUGUACAUCAUCAACACGUGCGGAUGGGAUACCGACUGCAAUUCCGGCAACGUCGGGUGUCUGUUUGCGUUGAUGUACGGACUAGGUGGCCUCGAAGGCGGUCCAGACUGGAGAGGUCCCAUCGCUGACCGAGCACUGAUCUCAAGUGCUGAUGCUGGCUACUCGACCAACAAUGCCGCUCGCAUUGCGUACACCAUCGCCAAUAUGGGUCGAAAAUUGGCUGGCGAGACGCCACUUCCGGAGCCGUCAGCUCAAUUCCAUUUCACCUUCCCCGGAAGCGUGCAGGGCUUCGAGAGCAGCGCCAAGAUCGGACAAUGCGAGAAAGGGCUUUGUGUUUCGGUUGGUGGAGAGGCAGAGGUCACAACGCAGACUUUCCGGCCUCUCGAUCUUGGAAAGAUGAAGACAUACGAGUUUGUCGGCUCGCCACUGGUGUAUCCUGGUCAGCAUGUUCGAGCAGUAGUCCAAGGAGAUGACUUAGAGGUGCAGCUAAAGACAGACCUCAGCAGUGGCCCUGCAGUAAGAGUCACAGGCCGUCAAGAGCUAGAAUGGGAAUUACCCAACGAACAGCCCAUUUCGCGGCUCGGACUGAGAAUCUCGGGACACGGUGCGGCAUGGAUUGAAAGUCUUGCAUGGACCGGAGUGCCUCGAAUGACGAUGAAGCACGAUAUCAUGGGCUGGGUCAACGGCGCCAGCACUUUUCACACCGGCUUCGGCACGGCGUUUUACGUCGCCCAAGACCAUGGCGAAGGUAUUGUAAGUUAUGGGAAUAGAGACUGGACAGAUUAUCAAGUGUCUGUGGCAAGCUUCAAGAUUAAUCUUGGAACUGCUGGAAUUGCCAUCCGAGUGCGAGGCCUGCGAAGGUGGUAUGCGCUGGUGAUCAAGCCACGGAAGGUAAUGUUGGUCAAAGCCCUGGACGAACAGCGGAUAGAGCUCGACGCUGCAGAGUUUAAAUGGAAGCUCGACGAGCAGUAUACGAUCGAGUUGACAGCUUCUGGUGAUAGUAUCAGAGGAAAGAUUGGGAAUGUGGUGCUUGAAGCUAAGGAUGACCAGUACAAUGGUGGAGGGCUCGGCUUGAUUCCUAUCGAUGGAUCGCUGACCGCUGCAGACAUUCGAAUCGGACCCAGCUAG